Pelmatolapia mariae (spotted tilapia) is the source of this 9840-nucleotide messenger RNA. Its product is annotated as IgGFc-binding protein-like. NCBI's taxonomy places the organism in Eukaryota, Metazoa, Chordata, Actinopteri, Cichliformes, Cichlidae. Gene Ontology annotation, cellular component: extracellular matrix; membrane. The record is from RefSeq and is a predicted model, not a curated record. Bases 1 to 9840 code for a protein of 3279 amino acids. The transcript has 65 exons. Gene Ontology annotation, molecular function: protein binding.
AUGCCGCCCGUAGUGGUGACUUCAUGCGACUUUAACCAAGACAGUGGCCCAUUCUGCGAUUUCAUCCAGGAUAACAGAGACAACAGUGACUGGACCCGGCACAGAGGUCCAACUCCCACACCUGGCACUGGUCCCAGUGGAGACUACCCUGAUGGAGAGGGAUACUACAUCUAUCACGAGGGUGACAAUGUGUCUAAUGGACAGAAAGCUCGCUUGCUGAGCCCUCCCAUCACCUCCUCAGCCUCUGAGAUCUGUGUUCAGUUCAAAUACUACAUGUAUGGGAUUGACAAUGCCAAUAAUUUGAGAAUUCUGGCAAAAUUACCCAGUAGUGAGGAAGAGGUGUGGAAGAGGACUGGUAUCCAGAGUCCAACCUGGUUGACCGGCUCUGUUACUGUACCGAAACUGAGCAGCCAGAGCAUUACCAUCGUCUUUGAGGCUCAGAGAGGCUUCUCUUCUUCUUGUGAUUCAGCUUUGGACAACAUCGUCAUCACUGAAGGAGCAUGUCCCUCUUGUAUUUUUGGCUGUGAUUUUGACACUUUCGAUGACCUCUGUGGAUGGACGACUCAAACUGAGGAUCCCGAUAUGUUAGGCUUCAGUCAGUGGAAUGGAGCAACUGACACUGAAGGCACUGGACCUGAUGAUGACUUUUCAAAACCUGGUUUUGGAUACUACCUGUUGUUGGAUUCUUUCGACACUAUACCUGAAGCCAGUGCUCAGAUCACAAGUCCUUUAACAACUCCCUCCUCCUCCGGAUGUCUCGAGCUUACCUUCCACUACUACCUGUAUGGCACUAGUACUACUAUGCAGAUCAGUGUCCACACGAUCACCACAGAUGAAACCCUCGGACCUGCUCUCUUCACUGUAACGGGGAACCAGGGACAAGGCUGGAAGCCGGCAAACGUCCGCUAUCUGGGAGAUAAUGCUAUUAAGUUUGCAAUUGUGGGUACCUAUGGAGAAACGCCUGAGACAGAUAUUGCUAUCGAUGCUGUUUGUAUCAUGACCUGCACAGGUCAGCCUGUUACACCCAAACCACCAACUCCUCAACAAACUACACCCAAAACAACAACACCCAAACCACCAACUCCUGAACAAGCUACAUCUAAACCACCAAACCCCUGUCCUCCUAACGCAGAGUAUAUAGAGUGCGGUCCAGCUUGUAUACCCACCUGUAUGGAACCCUCCACCAAUUGCUCCGGCUCCUGUAUCAGCGCCUGCUUCUGCAAACCAGGCUUUGUUUUUAAGGGACGGCGUUGCGUACCACUGGAGAGUUGUGGCUGUUUAGACGAUGAGAAUAACUAUUAUGAGCCUGGUGAGAUAGUAUUUGGAAACGGCUGCACAAAGCUGUGUCGCUGUGCAGGGAACUACACUUUGGAAUGUGUUGAUAACUCCUGUGACCCCACUGAAGAGUGUCGAGAGGUUAAUGGUGUUGCAGGCUGUUAUCCUAAAGGUACAUCCACGUGCAUAGCAUCUGGCGAUCCACACUACACCAGCUUUGACAAACGCAAAUAUGACUUCAUGGGCAACUGCAGCUAUCUGAUGUCUAGUCCAUGCAAUGACACAACUGUGCCCUACUUUGAGGUCCAUACUGACAAUGAAAACCGGUAUAACAGGCCGACCAUCUCCUAUGUGAAUGCCGUACAUGUAUACGCACGGAUGAUAAAGAUCUCCAUUCUCAAAGGUGGCACUGUGCAGGUUAAUGGGACCAAUGUCAAUCUGCCACUGUCCCCGGCCCCCGGUAUUUCUGUGUUCAAGUCAGGAAAACACUACACUGUCUCCAUGAACUUUGGUGUGACGGUUCGCUAUGAUGGAAACGCCUUCAUGGACAUAAAAGUGAUCGACGACUAUCAGAACAAGCUUUGUGGCCUGUGUGGCAACUAUGAUGGAGAUACUAAAGAUGACUUCCGCAAACCAGAUGGAAGCUUAGCUGAAAAUGCCAAUGACUUUGGACACAGUUGGAACAUGAAUCCAGAAUGUAAUAAGAAACCCAACACUACCAUCCCUGGUUGCAAUGAAGAAGAACAGGAACUGUAUGAAAGCUCUGGAUAUUGUGGCAUUCUGCUGGACAAAAAUGGACCUUUUGCUGUGUGCCAUCCCAAAGUCAACCCCAAUAAUUACUUCAGGGACUGUGUCUUUGACUUGUGUGAGCUGGAUGGUGCCAAGCCCAUUUUGUGUGAAGCCAUUGAAGCCUAUGUCAAUGAAUGCCAAGAUCGUGGGGUCAACCUUGGACCAUGGAGGAAUGAAACCUUCUGCCCACUGAGCUGCCCCCCAAACAGCCACUACGAACCCUGUGCAGAUCCUUGUCAGGAAACAUGCUUUGGAAAACCCCCCUCCUGCUCUGGUCCCUGCUCUGAGUCCUGUGUGUGUGAUCCCAGCUACGUCCUGAGUGCUGGCAAGUGCGUUAAGGAGAACAUGUGUGGCUGCAACCACACGAACGGCCAGUAUUAUGAGCCUGGAGAGGAGUUUUUUGAGGAAGACUGCAAGCGAAAAUGUUGGUGUGGUGCAGCUGGAAUUACCUGUGAAGCCUCUGAAUGCCCCCCAAUGCAUGAAUGUAAACUUCAGGAUGGAGAGCUGGGCUGCUAUCCUACGAGCUUCCAGGAUUGUGUAGUUUCUGGGGAUCCACACUACAACACCUUUGACAAGAAGUACUACACCUUCAUGGGAACCUGUACUUACACACUGGCCAGAACCUGUAGGAACAGCACAGGCCCUUGGUUCUCUGUGGAGGCAAAGAAUGAAGAGAGAGGAGUUGCAGGAGUGUCAUACCUGAAGAAGCUAUAUGUGACAGUGGAUGGAAUUACUGUGACCCUUUUGAAGAGCAGUACGACACUGGUGAACGGAGUACGGGUGGCUCUUCCCCACUCCCCCUCUCCUCUCAUGUCUAUUAGUCUUGCUGGUCAGUUCAUCACGCUUCAAACAUCCUUUGGCCUGAGGGUGCGUUGGGAUGGAAACCAUUAUGCCCAGAUCUCAGUUCCCAGCUCCUACUAUGACCAAAUGUGUGGCCUUUGUGGUGACUAUGAUGGGAACCCAGACAAUGACUUCAAUAAACCAGAUGGCACUGUGGCAGGAAAUACUAAUGACUUUGGGAAUAGCUGGCAGACCGAAGACGAUGAAGAUGACUCAUGUACCCCAGGAACAAAUCCUGAUCCAGACUGUGACCCCGACUUGGAAGCUGAAGUUGUAAAACCAGAGAAAUGUGGCAAAAUUACAGACCCUACUGGACCCUUCAGGGAGUGCAUCAGUGUAGUUAAUCCCACUCCAUUCUUCCAAAGCUGUGUGUUUGACAUGUGUCAGUUCAACGGCCAGCAGCACGUGCUGUGUGACCAGCUCCAGGCCUACACUGAUGCAUGUCAUAGUGCUGGAGCCAAAGUCUACCAAUGGAGAACUCCAGACUUCUGCCCUCUGACCUGUCCUCCCAAUAGCUCCUACUCCCUUUGUGUGAGUUCAUGUCCUGAGACAUGUCUCGGUGUGGUGGGACCACCUGGCUGUGAGGAAGUGUGUGUGGAGGGUUGUGAGUGUAACCCUGGCUUCAUUCUCAGUGAUGACAAAUGUGUGGAACUGAGAGACUGUGGUUGUGUGGACCCCAGUGGAACCUAUCACCCUGUGGGCGAUGACUGGUACUUGGAGGGUUGUGAACAAAAGUGUAUGUGUCACAGUGGAGGUCUGCUACAGUGUCAUAACACCAGCUGUAACCCAACUACUGAGAGCUGCAAACUACAAGAUGGAGAAUAUGAAUGCCACCCUCUGGACCUGUGUCCUCCUAAUGCAGAGUAUAUAGAGUGCGGUCCAGCUUGCAUUCCUACAUGUAUGGAACCCUCUACCAACUGUUCUGGCUCCUGCAUCACUGGGUGUUUCUGCAAACCAGGCUUUGUCUUCAAAGGACGGCACUGCGUGCCACUGGACAAGUGUGGUUGUUUAGAUGACAACAAUAACUAUUAUGAGCCUGGUGAGAUAGUAUUUGGAGACGGCUGCACAAAGCUGUGUCGCUGUGCAGGGAACUACACUUUGGAAUGUGUUGAUAACUCCUGUGACCCCACUGAAGAGUGUCGAGAGGUUAAUGGUGUUGCAGGCUGUUAUCCUAAAGGUACAUCCACGUGCAUAGCAUCUGGCGAUCCACACUACACCAGCUUUGACAAACGCAAAUAUGACUUCAUGGGCAACUGCAGCUAUCUGAUGUCUAGUCCAUGCAAUGACACAACUGUGCCCUACUUUGAGGUCCAUACUGACAAUGAAAACCGGUAUAACAGGCCGACCAUCUCCUAUGUGAAUGCCGUACAUGUAUACGCACGGAUGGUAAAGAUCUCCAUUCUCAAAGGUGGCACUGUGCAGGUUAAUGGGACCAAUGUCAAUCUGCCACUGUCCCCGGCCCCCGGUAUUUCUGUGUUCAAGUCAGGAAAACACUACACUGUCUCCAUGAACUUUGGUGUGACGGUUCGAUAUGAUGGAAACACCUUUAUGGACAUAAAAAUGAUCGAAGACUAUCAGAACAAGCUUUGUGGCCUGUGUGGCAACUAUGAUGGAGAUACUAAAGAUGACUUCCGCAAACCAGAUGGAAGCUUAGCUGAAAAUGCCAAUGACUUUGGACACAGUUGGAACAUGAAUCCAGAAUGUAAUAAGAAGCCCAACACUACCAUCCCUGGGUGCAAUGAAGAAGAACAGGAACUGUAUGAAAGCUCUGGAUAUUGUGGCAUUCUGCUGGACAAAAAUGGACCUUUUGCUGUGUGCCAUCCCAAAGUCAACCCCAAUAAUUACUUCAGGGACUGUGUCUUUGACUUGUGUGAGCUGGAUGGAGCCAAGCCCAUUUUGUGUGAAGCCAUUGAAGCCUAUGUCAAUGAAUGCCAAGAUCGUGGGGUCAACCUUGGACCAUGGAGGAAUGAAACCUUCUGCCCACUGAGCUGCCCCCCAAACAGCCACUACGAACCUUGUGCAGAUCCUUGUCAGGAAACAUGCUUUGGAAAACCCCCCUCCUGCUCUGGUCCCUGUUCUGAGUCCUGUGUGUGUGAUCCCAGCUAUGUCCUGAGUGCUGGCAAGUGCGUUAAGGAGAACAUGUGUGGCUGCAACCACACGAACGGCCAGUAUUAUGAGCCUGGAGAGGAGUUUUUUGAGGAAGACUGCAAGCGAAAAUGUUGGUGUGGUGCAGCUGGAAUUACCUGUGAAGCCUCUGAAUGCCCCCCAAUGCAUGAAUGUAAACUUCAGGAUGGAGAGCUGGGCUGCUAUCCUACGAGCUUCCAGGAUUGUGUAGUUUCUGGGGAUCCACACUACAACACCUUUGACAAGAAGUACUACAGCUUCAUGGGAACCUGUACUUACACACUGGCCAGAACCUGUAGGAACAGCACAGGCCCUUGGUUCUCUGUGGAGGCAAAGAAUGAAGAGAGAGGAGUUGCAGGAGUGUCAUACCUGAGGAAGCUGUAUGUGACAGUGGAUGGAAUUACUGUGACCCUUUUGAAGAGCAGUACGACACUGGUGAACGGAGUACGGGUGGCUCUGCCCCACUCCCCCUCUCCUCUCAUGUCUAUUAGUCUUGCUGGUCAGUUCAUCACGGUUCAAACAUCCUUUGGCCUGAGGGUGCGUUGGGAUGGAAACCAUUAUGCCCAGAUCUCAGUUCCCAGCUCCUACUAUGACCAAAUGUGUGGCCUUUGCGGUGACUAUGAUGGGAACCCAGACAAUGACUUCACUAAACCAGAUGGCACUGUGGCAGGAAAUAGCAAUGACUUUGGGAACAGCUGGCAGACCGAAGAAGAUGAAGAUGACUCAUGUACCCCAGGAACAAAGCCUGAUCCAGACUGUGACCCCAACUUGGAAGCUGAAGUUGUAAAACCAGAGAAAUGUGGUAAAAUUACAGACUCUACUGGACCCUUCCGGGAGUGCAUCAGUGUAGUUAAUCCCACUCCAUUUUUCCAAAGCUGUGUGUAUGACAUGUGUCAGUUCAACGGCCAGCAGCACGUGCUGUGUGACCAGCUCCAGGCCUACACUGAUGCAUGUCAUAGUGCUGGAGCCAAAGUCUACCCAUGGAGGACUCCAGACUUCUGCCCCUUGACCUGUCCUCCCAACAGCUCCUACUCCCUUUGUGUGAGUUCAUGUCCUGAGACAUGUCUUGGUGUGGUGGGACCACCUGGCUGUGAGGAAGUGUGUGUGGAGGGUUGUGAGUGUAACCCUGGCUUCAUUCUCAGUGAUGACAAAUGUGUGGAACUGAGAGACUGUGGCUGUGUGGACCCCAGUGGAACCUAUCACCCUGUGGGCGAUGACUGGUACUUGGAGGGUUGUGAACAAAAGUGUAUGUGUCACAGUGGAGGUCUGCUACAGUGUCAUAACACCAGCUGUAACCCAACUACUGAGAGCUGCCAACUACAAGAUGGAGAAUAUGAAUGCCACCCUCUGGACCUGUGUCCUCCUAACGCAGAGUAUAUAGAGUGCGGUCCAGCUUGCAUUCCUACAUGUAUGGAACCCUCUACCAACUGUUCUGGCUCCUGCAUCACUGGGUGUUUCUGCAAACCAGGCUUUGUCUUCAAAGGACGGCACUGCGUGCCACUGGACAAGUGUGGUUGUUUAGAUGACAGCAAUAACUAUUAUGAGCCUGGUGAGAUAGUAUUUGGAGACGGCUGCACAAAGCUGUGUCGCUGUGCAGGGAACUACACUUUGGAAUGUGUUGAUAACUCCUGUGACCCCACUGAAGAGUGUCGAGAGGUUAAUGGUGUUGCAGGCUGUUAUCCUAAAGGUACAUCCACGUGCAUAGCAUCUGGCGAUCCACACUACACCAGCUUUGACAAACGCAAAUAUGACUUCAUGGGCAACUGCAGCUAUCUGAUGUCUAGUCCAUGCAAUGACACAACUGUGCCCUACUUUGAGGUCCAUACUGACAAUGAAAACCGGUAUAACAGGCCGACCAUCUCCUAUGUGAAUGCCGUACAUGUAUACGCACAGAUGAUAAAGAUCUCCAUUCUCAAAGGUGGCACUGUGCAGGUUAAUGGGACCAAUGUCAAUCUACCACUGUCCCCGGCCCCUGGUAUUUCUGUGUUCAAGUCAGGAAAACACUACACUGUCUCCAUGAACUUUGGUGUGACGGUUCGAUAUGAUGGAAACACCUUUAUGGACAUAAAAGUGAUUGAAGACUAUCAGAACAAGCUUUGUGGCCUGUGUGGCAACUAUGAUGGAGAUACUAAAGAUGACUUCCGCAAACCAGAUGGAAGCUUAGCUGAAAAUGCCAAUGACUUUGGACACAGUUGGAACAUGAAUCCAGAAUGUAAUAAGAAACCCAACACUACCAUCCCUGGGUGCAAUGAAGAAGAACAGGAACUGUAUGAAAGCUCUGGAUAUUGUGGCAUUCUGCUGGACAAAAAUGGACCUUUUGCUGUGUGCCAUCCCAAAGUCAACCCCAAUAAUUACUUCAGGGACUGUGUCUUUGACUUGUGUGAGCUGGAUGGUGCCAAGCCCAUUUUGUGUGAAGCCAUUGAAGCCUAUGUCAAUGAAUGCCAAGAUCGUGGGGUCAACCUUGGACCAUGGAGGAAUGAAACCUUCUGCCCACUGAGCUGCCCCCCAAACAGCCACUACGAACCUUGUGCAGAUCCUUGUCAGGAAACAUGCUUUGGAAAACCCCCCUCCUGCUCUGGUCCCUGCUCUGAGUCCUGUGUGUGUGAUCCCAGCUAUGUCCUGAGUGCUGGCAAGUGCGUUAAGGAGAACAUGUGUGGCUGCAACCACACGAACGGCCAGUAUUAUGAGCCUGGAGAGGAGUUUUUUGAGGAAGACUGCAAGCGAAAAUGUUGGUGUGGUGCAGCUGGAAUUACCUGUGAAGCCUCUGAAUGCCCCCCAAUGCAUGAAUGUAAACUUCAGGAUGGAGAGCUGGGCUGCUAUCCUACGAGCUUCCAGGAUUGUGUAAUUUCUGGGGAUCCACACUACAACACCUUUGACAAGAAGUACUACAGCUUCAUGGGAACCUGUACUUACACACUGGCCAGAACCUGUAGGAACAGCACAGGCCCUUGGUUCUCUGUGGAGGCAAAGAAUGAAGAGAGAGGAGUUGCAGGAGUGUCAUACCUGAGGAAGCUGUAUGUGACAGUGGAUGGAAUUACUGUGACCCUGAUGAAGAGCAGUAGAACACUGGUGAACGGAGUACGGGUGGCUCUGCCCCACUCCCCCUCUCCUCUCAUGUCUAUUAGUCUUGCUGGUCAGUUCAUCACACUUCAAACAUCCUUUGGCCUGAGGGUGCGUUGGGAUGGAAACCAUUAUGCCCAGAUCUCAGUUCCCAGCUCCUACUAUGACCAAAUGUGUGGCCUUUGUGGUGACUAUGAUGGGAACCCAGACAAUGACUUCACUAAACCAGAUGGCACUGUGGCAGGAAAUACUAAUGACUUUGGGAACAGCUGGCAGACCGAAGACGAUGAAGAUGACUCAUGUACCCCAGGAACAAAGCCUGAUCCAGACUGUGACCCCAACUUGGAAGCUGAAGUUGUAAAACCAGAGAAAUGUGGUAAAAUUACAGACCCUACUGGACCCUUCCGGGAGUGCAUCAGUGUAGUUAAUCCCACUCCAUUCUUCCAAAGCUGUGUGUAUGACAUGUGUCAGUUCAACGGCCAGCAGCACGUGCUGUGUGACCAGCUCCAGGCCUACACUGACGCAUGUCAUAGUGCUGGAGCCAAAGUCUACCAAUGGAGAACUCCAGACUUCUGCCCUCUGACCUGUCCUCCCAACAGCUCCUACUCCCUUUGUGUGAGUUCAUGUCCUGAGACAUGUCUUGGUGUGGUGGGACCACCUGGCUGUGAGGAAGUGUGUGUGGAGGGUUGUGAGUGUAACCCUGGCUUCAUUCUCAGUGAUGACAAAUGUGUGGAACUGAGAGACUGUGGUUGUGUGGACCCCAGUGGAACCUAUCACCCUGUGGGCGAUGACUGGUACUUGGAGGGUUGUGAACAAAAGUGUAUGUGUCACAGUGGAGGUCUGCUACAGUGUCAUAACACCAGCUGUAACCCAACUACUGAGAGCUGCCAACUACAAGAUGGAGAAUAUGAAUGCCACCCUCUGGGUACAUCCACGUGCAUAGCAUCUGGCGAUCCACACUACACCAGCUUUGACAAACGCAAAUAUGACUUCAUGGGCAACUGCAGCUAUCUGAUGUCUAGUCCAUGCAAUGACACAACUGUGCCCUACUUUGAGGUCCAUACUGACAAUGAAAACCGGUAUAACAGGCCGACCAUCUCCUAUGUGAAUGCCGUACAUGUAUACGCACAGAUGAUAAAGAUCUCCAUUCUCAAAGGUGGCACUGUGCAGGUUAAUGGGACCAACAUCAAUCUACCACUGUCCCCGGCCCCUGGUAUUUCUGUGUUCAAGUCAGGAAAACACUACACUGUCUCCAUGAACUUUGGUGUGACGGUUCGCUAUGAUGGAAACACCUUCAUGGACAUAAAAGUGAUCGAAGACUAUCAGAACAAGCUUUGUGGCCUGUGUGGCAACUAUGAUGGAGAUACUAAAGAUGACUUCCGCAAACCAGAUGGAAGCUUAGCUGAAAAUGCCAAUGACUUUGGACACAGUUGGAACAUGAAUCCAGAAUGUAAUAAGAAACCCAACACUACCAUCCCUGGGUGCAAUGAAGAAGAACAGGAACUGUAUGAAAGCUCUGGAUAUUGUGGCAUUCUGCUGGACAAAAAUGGACCUUUUGCUGUGUGCCAUCCCAAAGUCAACCCCAAUAAUUACUUCAGGGACUGUGUCUUUGACUUGUGUGAGCUGGAUGGUGCCAAGCCCAUUUUGUGUGAAGCCAUUGAAGCCUAUGUCAAUGAAUGCCAAGAUCGUGGGGUCAACCUUGGACCAUGGAGGAAUGAAACCUUCUGCCGUGAGUAUUGGAAGGACAAAUGA